Messenger RNA from Lithohypha guttulata, 1533 nucleotides. It is a transcript of the gene SWD1, whose product is annotated as chromatin binding protein. The transcript is spliced from 5 exons. Bases 1 to 1533 code for a protein of 510 amino acids. The record is from RefSeq and is a predicted model, not a curated record. Gene Ontology annotation, cellular component: Set1C/COMPASS complex. Gene Ontology annotation, molecular function: protein binding. NCBI's taxonomy places the organism in Eukaryota, Fungi, Ascomycota, Eurotiomycetes, Chaetothyriales, Trichomeriaceae.
AUGAAUUUGUCUCUACAUGACCCAUUCACAUUAGCGCAAGACUCGCCUGAAGCAUUGGUCAAUGAUCUACGCUCUGGCCAUGCCACGACACUCAGGUUCAAUCGCAAAGGCGAUUAUCUCGCGUCUGGACGCGUCGAUGGCAAACUGGUCAUCUGGGACAUGGAGACGAUGGGGGUGGCUAUGAAGCUCAAUGGACAUUGGAAGCAAAUACAGAGUAUAAGCUGGUCACAUUGUGGACGCUACCUUCUCUCCGCCUCUCAAGACUGCCGCGCCUGUCUCUGGGAUCUUCAAACACAACGCCGUCUCCGUACCGCUAAAUUCGCUGCCCCAAUCUAUCUUGCUGAGCUCCAUCCUUCAAACCACAACCUCUUCGUCUGCUCUCUCUUCGAAGACCAUCCAUACCUAGUCGACCUUACCAACGUCGAUCCAAUCAAGUACCGUCUCCCUACCAAACCCAUAGACCAAGAUGACACCGCCGCCAAGCAACAGACCACCUCCACAGUCUUUUCUGUACAAGGCAACCACAUCAUCUCUGGCACCUCAAAAGGGUACAUCAACAUCAUCGAGACCGCAACCCGCAAAAUCAUCCACUCGACGAAACUAUCAUCAGGUCUCAUCUCCCUGAUCCGUCUAACCACAAACGGCCGCCAAAUGCUCGUCAACAGCACAGACCGCAUUAUUCGUGUGGUCGACAUGCCAGACCUAAGCAUCAUCCGCCCCAUCGACUCGAUACCCUCUGACCUAGCACACACCACCGCCGACUCACCACCUCAAGAUCCCGAUCACGACCACGAAGAUAACAUGAUCAACCCAGCCACACUUCCGUCCUACAUCCACCUUCACACAUCCCACAAAUUUCAAGAUCUUGUCAAUCGAUUGCGCUGGAACGAUACAGCGUUCAGCCACAUCUCUAGCGCUAGUGGCUCUGGAAUGGCUGACUAUGUUACGGCCUCGACGUACAUGAAGCGAGACAUCUACAUCUGGGAACUAGCUUCGAGCUCAUUGCUUCGGAUUCUGGAAAAUGCGCAGGAACCUGCGAUCAUCGAGUGGCAUCCGACGAAGCCGUUGCUAGCGUGUACUGGAAUCGAGACGGGCAGUAUUCAGAUCUGGGGCAUUGAGCCGCAGCAGAAGUGGUCUGCGCUUGCGCCUGACUUUACCGAAGUAGCAGAAAACGUGGAAUAUGAGGAACGAGAAGAUGAGUUUGAUACCUUACCCUCCGACCUUCUCAAACGUCAACGCGAAGAUGCCGAAGACAGCACCGUUGACGUCUUGAACAUCACAUCGACUUCGGAUCCUAACGAGCUGGACACAGCGGGCUCGCGUGGUGGUAGAGAAGAGCAGUCUUUCGUGCUUCCUAUGCUCUACGAUAUCGAGGACAGCGAGGCGGAAGACGCGUUGAUCAAGUUGACGGCUACGACGUACCGGAAGAAGGACGUUCACGAAGGCAAGGACUAUGAACUGGACCAGCAAGAGGCUACGCCCAGACGGGGUGAAGCUGCUAGAGUAGAUGGAAAGGCUGGACGGAAAAAGUAA